Molecule: messenger RNA, 1041 nt
Organism: Solenopsis invicta (red fire ant)
Lineage: Eukaryota; Metazoa; Arthropoda; Insecta; Hymenoptera; Formicidae
Gene: ND-19
Product: NADH dehydrogenase [ubiquinone] 1 alpha subcomplex subunit 8
Exons: 3
Coding region: 212-739 (175 amino acids)
Biological process (GO): mitochondrial electron transport, NADH to ubiquinone
Source: RefSeq, a predicted model, not a curated record
ACGUAAACUAUAUAUUUUUAGUACUAAAUGCAGUAAAUUUUGGAACGUAGCCACAUACAUUGGAACGUAGCUUCGAUUGUUUUGUGUAUAACACACUUUACAAUUUCGCGCUGAUAAAUCAUUGGGAAAUUUCGUAGUCGAAACGUUUCAUGAUCGGUGACCCCGUUCGCAGAUGACAGAUCGUCCCGGCAAAGUUCUAUUGUAAAGAAAAAUGGCUGCAACGGCGAAGACAGUACUACCUGAGGAAAGUGAGCUAACCGUUCAGGAGCUCAACGUCAGCUGGCCGGUAUUACAAACCGCAUCCGUUUACAUCGGCAAGGCCUGCGAAUGGUAUAAUAAUGAAUUUAUGUUGUGCAGACAAGAAGAAUGUGAUCCACGUCGCUGUCUCAAUGAAGGAAAAGCAGUGACCUCUUGUGCAUUGGAUGUUCUUAAAAAAAUGAAGAAACACUGCUUAGAAGACUUUAAUGCUUACAUGUAUUGCCUUGAGAGAUCAUCAGGAACAUUAGAUUUUGCCCCAUGCAGACAAACACAAGCUGCCUUGGACGAUUGUGUUCGUACAAAUUUAAAUAUAGAGCGUCCACCUUUUGGCUACUUUUGUGAAGCUAAAGUGCAUAACACAUCGAGGCCACGACCGCCAAAACAGGAACCUAUAACAUUUCCAGAUCCAACUCCUGGGCUGCCAGCUGACAUACCACGUGAGAAAUCAAAAUAUAGCAAUCGCUUAUGGUUUAAAUCCUAAAUCUUUCAACAGACAUUGCUAUAGUACUGUGGUCACUCUGUGAAAAUUAUGUUUUCAAGACUAGGGACGCAUCAGGUAACUAAAUUGUUAUAAUAGGAAAAUAAACGUGUGUAAUUUUCAGUGCGUUUAUCAAACGCACAUAGAAUGUAGAAACGUUCCUUUCAUAUGAAAACAUAGAAUUGUACAUGUUCUGUAAAUAUAAGCAUAUUAACAGCAAAAUAAGUGAUAAUUUGCUUUCAUUGUUACACCUUGUACAAAUACAAAGGAAGCAUAUAAAUAUACUCUUUGUUUGUCCAUCUUAA